This is a messenger RNA of Drosophila eugracilis, 3631 nucleotides long. RefSeq lists its product as uncharacterized. The record is from RefSeq and is a predicted model, not a curated record. The transcript has a single exon. The coding region runs from base 1375 to 3495 and encodes 706 amino acids. Lineage: Eukaryota; Metazoa; Arthropoda; Insecta; Diptera; Drosophilidae.
GAAAAUACAGGACAGAGCACUGAGAACCAAGAACUGGGAACUCUGGAUAUAUAUAUAAAUAUAUACGAUGUUAUAGGGCUGAUUGAAAGAUUAUUUUGCACUGAUAACGCUAAAAACGCAUGGAUGGCUGACCCAACCGCAAAGUUCCAACAUCAACCACCAGGCAUCGAGCACCACCAAACAAGCAAGCAAACAAACAAACAAAACAACAAAAGUCAAAUAGAGCGAGGCAAAGAGCGGCACCAAAAUUGCUUUUCGAAAAUUGUUGAGCUUUGGGUUUGCGUGUUUACAAUUUUUGUAUUCAUUGUCCGCUACUUUGCUGACUGCGGUGGUCGUUGUCGUCAUCAAUUCGCAAUGCAUUUCCCACAUUUUUCUGGCCCAGGCCCAGACCAGCGCGCAUCAUCAUUAAUAAUAUUGAAAAGCCCUAAUUACGGUUAAGUGGCCCAAACGAGAGAAAAAAAAUAACAUCCAGAGACGGAAACCCAAAAGAGGGGACUUCCAUAUCGAACUUUGCAAAGGGUUCGGCGGUUCAGUUUUGGGUUUUCUUCUCCCCUCGACGUUACUGAAGCAGAUCAUCAUCAUCAUCAGAACUGUGUGGCUCGCUCAUUGCGUAAAUCAUUUUUCCCACCCCUAAACUAAAAUAAAAGCAAUGAGGGCUAGUCACCUGCCCAAGGUGCACUAAAAAUUGCAGGUGCAUCAACCUUCAUUCCUGACCUACGACGACCCUCGUGUUCUUUAGGUUCUCAGCUCGUCUUAAUGAAAUCAUUUAUAAUUUUCCUUUCUCCCCUGUGUCGUCUUGCGGUUGGGUUCGAUGGUUUUCUUCCUUCUACACAGCUACAUCUCUUCCCCAUUGAGUUUUAUGUUUUCCCUUUGGACGCUUGAUUGCCCAUUUCGAAACUAUUGAUAGGGGAUAGUUUUAGUUUUAGCACGUGGCUACUGGUAGGUCACCUGCUCAGCGGCCUCAGCUGCCAAGGGUCAAUUCUAAUGAUUAUUACAAAAAAAAAAAAAAAUAUACAUACUAAAAGAAACACUCAGCAGGCAUAGAAUUAUCAAGCACAUACACUAGGUAAUAUCAUGUGAUAUAUUUAUUUUUCAAAUACCUUUAGUAAACCUUGCUAUACAUCCAGUAAACGCAAAGAUUUUCAUUUUCAAAACAAACUUCAAAACCUAAAGACAGCGGAUAGACAGAAAAAUAAAAAAUAAAAUUCGAAAACAAAAUUAUAAAAAAGCACACACAUACAACCAACAUAUUCAUUUAUAAAGCCAUAGUGAACAAAAAACCAAAACUCUUUCGGCCCAAGUUUAAAUUAAUUGUUAUCGUUAUUAUCACUCGAAGACCAUAUUCAUCACCAUAUCUUAACAUUGCCCGAAGGAAUGCAGCAGAAUAUCUGGAGCUCACCACAGGUGGGUGGUUCUGGUGGUGCAUUGAAGGCCUUGGCCAGGAAUGUAGCCAAUCAUCUCAAGCUUAACCGGAGCAGUAUGAAGCGAGUUGUGGCUCAGGUAGUCGCUGAGCACCACACCCUCGGAGAGGUAGCCGACUACAAGGGUCACAUGUACUUUGCAAAGCCGGAUCGCUUAAAUUUCCACGAACUCAUUGCCCAGUCCAAAGAGGCUUUCGAUGAUCUCCUCCUCCACGAACCGCAAACUGCGAAAAAACGUUUAGCAAGCAAACAACGUUUUAAGAUUAAAACUAAUUCGAAAGUAAAUCUGCAAAUGAAAGUGUCACCACCUCAAUUACCAAUCUCAGCGAAGAAGUUUUUAAACGUUAAAAAAUCAAAUAAACCUGCGGUACGUUCAAUGCCUAAAACUCCUCGGCCGAAAAAGACCUCCAAAACCAUUUUCCAGCUGGCGGAUGCAGGUCGUCGUAGUUUAAAUGGUGUCAUUAUCGAUGAAUCGCAUUUGCCGCCCGUUGGUGAACAACAAGAGAUCCUGUUGCAUGUUCCUUCGGCGUUAGUUAAACGCUCACGAAAGCAUAUACGGCAAUCCCAGACUAAGAUUACAUCGGAGAAAAUUCAAACGCCGAAACCAUCAAAAGAUCAACUUCAGAAGAAAACGGAAUCUAGGACUAAGCAGCAAAGGAAUCUGAAGUCAAAGAACAAGCAGAAGUUUCAAAAGGUGGUGAAAAAUCAACAAAGAAUAGAGAGUUCUAAGGGAAUUAAAUUCCUAAAAGAACCAAAGAAAAUGCCUCCCGAAGAUGAAAAGGUAAAUCAACAAGUCCAGAAAAAUUGUCCGAAAAUUCCGACACAAAGUCCAUCUCAGUUCUCUUCUCGUGCCAUGUCGGGGUCACCUUCAGCCCCUCCGAUAAGGCGAUCCAUUUCACCAGCUCGAUUAAUUCAAAAAAAGUCAUCUAUUGGGAAAAUAAACAAACCCCUUCGCACCAGAAAAUCUCAAAGGAGAAUCAAUGCCAGGGGUCGCGCUUAUUAUCAUCGCAUUAAAGCUGGAGAUACUGAAAAUUUAACUCCCAAGCCACCAGUUCAAAAAAUCAAUACGAGUUCGAAGAUAGGAUCAUUCAAAAAGAAGAUGCCUUUGCCACGUAGGAGCUACGAAAAACCCUGGCUAGUAAAACGCUCUAAACGACAGCGUCUAUCUGGCGGAUCUCAAGUGGCCAAGCUUAGGAAUAAGGAGAUUACAAAAAAAAUAAAAAGGCUGGAUAAAACUAAAACGGAUCCGAAGAAGUUGGAAAAUGACGAAAAGAACGAGCACAUCGCGAAGACCACCAAGAUGUUGCAAAAGAAAAGCUCUACACAGCUAAAGACCAAUUUAUCGUCCCACAUUGGCCGCCAAAUGCGAAACGUGAAUUUUCCGUGGUAUACCCCAUAUCAAUUUCAAGGGGCUGCCGGAGCAACUCAAAUACCAAAUGCUGUUGCCGGGGUACCACCUUACAAACUGCUGAAAGAAAAGUAUCGCAAACUUAAUCAAAGAUUGUCGAUGAUCCAACCAAUACCGCAAAUAAAACGUGGUCCCAAUUUAACCAGUCGCCAAAUGCACCAUCGUCGAAUGCAGGAACGUCUGAUGAGGGAUUUGCAACGAGAAGAGGCUAUCGAUGAACCAUUGAGCAAUGGAUCCGGAGUUUUUCGUCGAUCCCGCGGCGGAUGGCAACCACCUCGAAAGACUAAGGAGCAAACUGAGCAACCGAUGAACAAAGCGGAGGAGGAUAAUCGUUCUGUGGAGCGCACGAGCUCGCGGGUCAAGCGUUUGGAAAAUAAUGGACGCUGUCGCCAAACCAUCGCCACUAAUGAACGGAUCAUAAUCCCGCCACCAAAGACUAGAAAUAAUCGUAACAAAGGUAUGGCCCCAAAUCGUCCAGUUUCCAGUCCACGAAUACGUCGAAAAUUCCGUUCCGUUCCGGUGGGCAGUAGCCUGGGCAGCAUCGCCUUAAUGAGUCAGCCAGAGCAAUCGAAGCAAGUUCUAACUCCAGCCAAACGUCAUCUUACUAUUGCAUUUAUGAACAAGAGAUCAGAGCGAACCAAUCAAACCAUUCAGCCCUGGAAAUAGAGAUUCUUGAUUUUGAUCAGUUUGGCACUUACUUUUCUAAGGAUGCUGAGGAUUAGCUAACAAUUCUGUUCUUCUUUUUUUGGAGAUAAAUAAAUUUUCAAGUUAGAAUGUCAAUUAAGUGACAUUAUUACUAUAU